This is a messenger RNA of Nothobranchius furzeri (turquoise killifish), 4342 nucleotides long. Lineage: Eukaryota; Metazoa; Chordata; Actinopteri; Cyprinodontiformes; Nothobranchiidae. The record is from RefSeq and is a predicted model, not a curated record.
CGCAACUUCAGCCAAAAGGAGUUGCCCUUUCUGAGCAGCAUCAAAUUUAUGAUCUCCAGUUAUUAGAAAGAAUUUGCAACACUUCAUGCGAAUUCAGAGCAAAAUGUAGCCAUUGUGAACAGUUAGAAAUAACUUUGAUAUGUAUGAAAUGCAGUGAGAUUUAAUUAUCCGCGGGUGGACUCGGUGGCUGUCGCCUGAGACAUCGUUUACCAUAGGCGGUGAGAGACCGACAAGGCGGCACCACCGAACAGUAUGGUGGAGCGGUCGGACCGAGCCCCCCUGCUGGACUGGGAGGAGGUGCCGACAGCGGAGAAAACCGACGGAAAGGCACCUGCGGUCCCUCACGUUAAGGAGCGGCUGUCCAGCCCGCCCAACAACCGAGCCCCUUCAGGAUGCUCUGGGUUUGGGUGGAGCAGCGGACCAGGGGGUCCCACCAGGACUGUGUCCAACGGAGACGGCUGCGGUGCCCCACCCGCGACCUCCGGCGCUCCGGCGGCGGUGGAUGAAGCGCAGCCUCCCGACAAGGACGCGCAUCUGUCGGAUCCAGGAGCCAUAGAGGUGUCUCUGGAAGACAGGAUGGUGAAGUGGGAGGAAAAGGACCAGAUUGUGUCAGUCUUUGUAGUUACAUUUAAUACCAGAACAGGCAACAUGCUGGAGUGGUGUCUGCCCAAAGACAUAGAUCUAGAAGGAGUUGAGUUCAAGGCCAUCGCCAGCGGAUCCCACCGAGUAACUACAGACUUCAUCUAUUUCCGGAAGGGCAGCUACUUUGGCCUUGCCUGCUUUGCCAACAUGGCGGUGGAGAGUAUGGAGGAGAGGGGGGCGAGGAUGAAGUCAGUGGGGAUCCUGUCUCCUUCCUACACCCUGCUCUACCGCUACAUGAGCUUCCUGGAGCACCAAGUCAGGCUCCAGCUCAAGUCCCCUGGACACUACUCCCCCUUGGAGGCCUUCUAUGAGGACAAAAGGGCAUUGCUGCCCCCUAGUGGAGAGGCAGUUGUCUGUGCAUUACCAACCAGCACAUGGGGGGCUGCUAUCAACCACAGCAUGCACCCAGAGAUGAAGAUCACUCAUCCUGCAGGCUGCAUGUCCCAGUUCAUUCGCUUCUUUGGGGAACAGAUCAUGGUUCUCUGGAAAUUGGCACUCCUCCGCAGACGCAUCCUCAUCUUCUCUCCUCCACCCGUGGGUGUGGUCUGCUACAGAGGUGCAAAAACGUCACAUUCACCCAACAUGCCUGCAAGGGCAUCUGUACUAGCACUGGACAACUCCUGCUUCCCCUCACGCUUGCUGAUUUUUUUCCUGAUUUCUUCCAUAGUGUAUUGCUGCUGUUGCCUUGCCAACAUCUCCAUCCCCGGAGUCGGCGUUGCUGUGCCCGAGUUUCGGCCAUUCUUUUACGUUAACGUUGCCGAUAUCAGUGCUCUGGAGAAUGAGCUGUCCUACGUAGCAUGUACUACUGAGAAGAUCUUUGAGGAGAAGAAAGACCUUUAUGACGUUUAUGUAGAUAAUCAGAAUGUGAAGACUCACAGAGACGGUCUGAAGCCUCUGCUGCGCCUCAGCGCCGCAGACAGAGAGAAGUACCGUAAGCUCACCGAGCAGAGGCAAAUGCUGCUGUACUCCCAGGAGGAGAAUGGAGACUGUGUGUCCAGUGAAGAGGAUCUCUUUAUUUUGUUUUUCCUGGAGCAGAACAACAGGAUUUUCCAAACUCUGAGUGAAGUGGCCGGGAGCUCGGACCCCACCAUCACCCAGGAGAGUGUGAGGGCCAUGGGCUUGGAUCCACAUGGAGACAGGCUCUUCCUGCUCCACCUGCUGGAAAUCUACGGCUACGACAGCCUGCUGGUCUCAGAGCAAUUGUGCUGCAGCUGAGGGAUGGUUGCUGAUUUCAAAAAGGGGUUCUUCAUGUCACAGUCUGAACCUGUGGACACUUUCCUGGAUUAAUGUUUAGUUCUCCGUGCUUGUUUUACCCACUAAAUCACAGCCAAGUUCUACUUGAUUUGGAUUCCUUAGAUCAGGUUGUGAUCUAUUGUGGUGUUUCUACACUGAGCCAGUAUCUUGGACAGCUUCUAACAUCUGACUGAUAAGAGGAAAGAAACAACCAAGUCAACCAAAUUGCACAAAAAUAUGGAGCCGAGGAUAAAUCCAAGGACUUUUUCAGAGAAGAGAGGUGUGCUUCCUGUGAAUAACACAGACGUGUGUGUGUGUGUGUGUGUGUGUGUGUGUGUGUGAUGGGGUCUUAAUGUCUCCCUGUGCUGGAUUGAUCUAGUGUUUCAGCCUCUAGGACAAAAUCAGGGCCUCGUUAUUUUCACUGCCUUUCAGAAUAUUGUCUGUAACAUCACAUUUUAGAUGGCAUCACUUUAUGAAUGUUCUGACCAAUUCAUGUUCAUGGUAGCUUAUUCGCAUCAUUAGACAGUAGAAACAUGCUUUAAGUAGCAUUGAACCACACCUUUCUUACCAUAUCUUAGAAACAGAAUACAAACUCUGUGCUUUUAGUGAAAUCAUGCAGCAAACAUGACAGGAUAUCAGCUUCUCUUCACCUAAAACUGUUUAUUUUUUUGUAUUUUAUUUAUUACGCAGCAAAACACUACUUGUAGGCAUGGGCCAGUCACAGGCUUAAAGGUGCAUUACGUUUUAAAAAGGCUAGAUAAUAGGUAUUUCAGUUAUUCUCUUCCUGUUUCAAAACUUUCUAACAGGGCAGCACAAGAUGCCAACAGGUUCCUCCAGAAAAUUCCCUCUAAUCUAAAAAGCAAAGUCAGUGGUUUGGGUUAAUUCUUUUAGACAAAGGAAACCUAUGUUCAUUAGAGAAAUAUGGUGCAGUAGCUUCUUAAGGCUAGUGAAACUUCAGGAGAACCACUUGUCUCUACACCAAGCUAUGCCAAGUUGAAAUUUGUGGAAACACGAGCAGCUAAGAGAAUUAGCAGACAUCUUCCAGACAGAGAAUGAAGGCAGGCCAAUAAAAGUUAUGCUAGGCUUAGGAGUCUAAUUCAGUCGCUGAUGUCAAAAUAAGUACUAGAGUGUCAAGCAGCAACAGACAAUUUUCUGCUAAAUUAAUCCAUGAGGAAUAAAACAGGUUACCUUGUAAAGUUUCUAAUGAUCUUGUUUACAAAUGUUCAAAAUGAAAAAUUUUAAACCAUCAGCGGUGUUUUAUCUGACAUACAGAGAACAAGCGUAAAUGAGGCUGUUCCAGUAAACACCUUGUGUUUAUGCCAUAUUGAAAUUAGUAAAAUAGAAUUAUCUUUUUACAACUCAACUUCAAUCAAAUUUAUCUUGCAAGUAAAUACAUUUAAAAAAAUUAUUUAUAUAUUUAUAUUCAUUGAAACAAGCAUUCACUUUGAAACUACUCACUAAAAUUUGUUUAGGCUCCAAUUAAAUACUUUAAAUUUACAUUUAACUUUAAAUUGCAUUUAUUACAUUUCAAAUAAAUUUAUUUUUGUGCUGGCAUUUCAAAAUAAAAUACAAUAUUUUACUUUUCCAUGGCGUUCAAAUCACACUGGCCCAUGCCUGGUUAAGUCUGUAAUAUCAGCUUGUUGCAUUUCCCUGUAAAGAGAGCAGCUGAGGAUCUCCAAAAGCUUUUAUGUCUCACCGAAACUUAAAGCUAAAUGUUUUACAUCUUCACACAACAGCUUGUACAGAACUGAAGCCAACGUGUUUGUAGUUUAAGGGAUUGUCCGACACAUGUUAAAACACCUUCACUUUAUUUAUUUUUACUGUAAACCAUUUCAGAAAUAAAGUGUACAAGCACUUCAAAAUGAAACACACCCCUCAUCCUCUCAUUCCAAAUAUUCUCUUAUCUGUUCCCGUAUCAUCAAUCCAAACGGCCUCAAACGUCGAUCACAGAUUUCUCAUCACUGAAAGCUUGAGGACAGUCAGCCAGCUCUGCUUAAGGUCAGAAUCCUCGCAGGACAAAAUAUGGCAGGUUCUGGACUCUUUGAGACAGAAGCAGUGCUGACCCUGCAGGAGAUCCUCGAUGACACAGCCAAGGAGCGGCACGGAAACCAACGGCUUCUCAUCCUGGAAAUGUGACAGAGGGUAAAGGUCAAGAGACACCCCUCUAGGACCCUCGUUUAGCAACCGUACAUACGCACAGAUCUGUGGCAAUGUCAUGCGUAGGGACCAAUUUAUCGUGCAGUAUUCAUUUUGUACUUGUGCGUGGAAAUGUUCCCGAUUAUAAAAAAAAAAAACCUCAGACCAUACGAACAACAUCUAGUGGUAGGCCACAUGAGAACUGAAGUAUCGAAGGUCUCAGUUGUCCACACAUGUUCCCCAUCCACAAAUAUUUUACCCAAUAUGUCGGUGAAAAAACAGCUUUUUCGCAUUAUUGAUGCUAAAACUAAUAAAAGACACACGUGACCAA